AUGACAGGUAAAGGCAGGGAGCUGGUAGAUAUGAUGCAGAGGAGGAAAGUCGACAUUCUGUGUGUCCAGGAGACCAGGUGGAAAGGGAGCAAGGCUAGAAGCAUUGGAGCAGGGUUUAAACUGUUUUAUCAUGGUGUGGACAGGAAGAGAAAUGGAGUAGGAGUAAUCCUGAAGGAGGAGUUUGUGAAGAAUGUUCUGGAGGUAAAGAGAGUGUCAGAUAGGUUGAUGAGUCUGAAGCUGGAAAUUGAAGGUGUGAUGUUGAAUGUUGUUAGUGCUUAUGCUCCACAAGUAGGUUGUGAGCAAGAGGAGAAAGACAGAUUCUGGAGCGAGCUUGAGGAAGUGAUGCAGAGUGUUCCCAGAGGUGAGAGAGUGGUGAUAGGGGCAGACUUUAAUGGACAUGUUGGUGAAGGGAAUAGUGGGGAUGAGGAAGUGAUGGGGAGGUUUGGUCUUCAGGAAAGGAACCCAGAAGGACAGAGGUUGGUAGACUUUGCUAAAAGUAUGGAGAUGGCUGUGGUGAACACGUACUUUCAGAAGAGGCAGGAACACAGGGUGACAUAUAAGAGUGGUGGCAGGAGCACACAGAUGGAUUAUAUCUUAUGUAGACGCUGUAAUCUGAUGGAGAUUGGCGAUUGCAAAGUAGUGGUAGGAGAGAGUGUAGCUAGACAGCAUAUGAUGGUGGUGUGUAAGAUGACUCUGGUGGUGAGGAAGAUGAAGAGAGCAAAGGCAGAGCAGAAGACAAAGUGGUGGAAGUUGGAAAAGGAAGAGUGUUGUGUGGUUUUCAGGGAGGAGUUGAGACAAGUUUUAGGUGGUCAGGAGGUGCUUCCAGAUGACUGGACUACUAUAGCCAAAGUGAUCAGGGAGACAGGUAGGAAGGUGCUAGGUGUGUCAUCUGGAAGGAGGAAAGAAGACAAGGAGACUUGGUGGUGGAAUGAGGAAGUUCAGGAGAGUAUCCAGAGGAAGAGGUUAGCUAGGAAGAAGUGGGACAGUGAGAGGACGGAGGAAAGUAGACAGGAAUAUAGGGAGAUGCAGCGUGAGGUUAAGGAGGUUAAGAUAAAGGCCAAACAGAAAGCUUAUGAGGACUUGUAUGCAAGGUUAGAUAGUAAGGAAGGUGAGGAAGGUGAGUAUCGGUUGGCGAGGCAGAGGGAUAGAGAUGGAAAGGAUGUGCAGCAAGUUAGAGUGAUUAAAGAUAGAGAUGGAAAUGUGUUGACAGGUGACAGGAGGGUGAGGGAAAGAUGGAAGGAGUACUUUGAGGAACUGAUGAAUGAGGAAAAUGACAGGGAGAGAAGAGUAGUAGAGGCAAAUAUUGUUGAGCAGGAAGUAGAAAGGAUUAGCAAGGGUGAAGUGGGUGAAGUUUUGAAGAGGAUGAAGAGAGGAAAGGCGGUUGGUCCUGAUGACAUACCAGUGGAGGUAUGGGAGGUAUGGAGAGAGAUGGCAGUAGAGUUUUUAACUAGGUUGUUCAACGAGGUCUUAGAGAGUGAGAGGAUGCCUGAGGAAUGGAGGAGAAGUGCUCUGGUGCCGAUUUUUAAGAACAAGGGAGAUGUGCAGAGUUGUGGGAACUACAGAGGUAUUAAGCUGAUGAGCCAUACAAUGAAGUUGUGGGAAAGAGUAGUGGAAGCAAGGCUAAGGGGAGAAGUGAGCAUUUGUGAGCAGCAGUAUGGUUUCAUACCAAGAAAGAGCACUACAGAUGCGUUAUUUGCGUUGAGAAUGUUGAUGGAGAAGUACAGAGAGGGUCGGAAAGAGCUGCAUUGUGUCUUUGUAGACUUAGAGAAAGCGUAUGACAGGGUGCCAAGAGAAGAGCUGUGGUAUUGUAUGAGGAGGUCUGGAGUGGCAGAGAAGUAUGUUAGAGUGGUGCAGGAUAUGUAUGAGAGCAGUAGGACAGUGGUAAGGUGUGCGGUAGGUGAGACAGAGGAGUUCACGGUGAAGGUGGGACUGCACCAAGGAUCGGCUUUGAGCCCCUUCUUGUUUGCGGUGGUGAUGGACAGGCUGACAGAUGAGGUCAGACAGGAAUCUCCAUGGACUAUGAUGUUUGCGGAUGACAUUGUGAUCUGUAGUGAGAGCAGGGAGCAGGUGGAGGAAAGGCUAGAGAGGUGGAGGUUUGCUCUGGAGAGAAGAGGAAUGAAGGUUAGUCGCAGCAAGACAGAAUACAUGUGUGUGAAUGAGAGGGAUCCAAGUGGAACAGUGAGGUUACAGGGAGAAGAGAUAAAGAAGGUGCAGGAUUUUAAGUACUUAGGGUCAACAGUCCAGAGCAAUGGGGAGUGUGGAAAAGAGGUGAAGAAGCGUGUGCAGGCAGGUUGGAAUGGGUGGAGAAAAGUGUCAGGUUUGUUGUGUGAUAAAAGAGUACCAGCAAGAAUGAAAGGAAAGGUGUACAGGACAGUAGUGAGACCAGCGAUGUUGUAUGGUUUGGAGACAGUUGCACUGAGGAAAAGACAGGAGGAAGAGUUAGAGGUAGCAGAGCUGAAGAUGUUGAGGUUCUCUUUGGGAGUGACGAGGAUGGAUAGGAUCAGGAAUGAGUACAUCAGAGGGACAGCACAUGUGACAGGUUUUGGAGACAAAGUUAGAGCGGCCAGAAAUCCUCCACCCACCCUACACCAACCAGAGCUCUGGUCAAACGAUUUUAACGAUUUCAUAUGCAAGUGUCUGAUAAAGGAUUUUGAGCUCAGGCCCAAUGUGUUUGACCUUCUUCAGCAUGUCUUCAUCAAACAGAUUGUGGGCCGAGAGAAGACGCUGCAGAAGCAGCUGAUGGAGCUAAUCGACCUCAACCAACAAAUGGGCGUUAUCGAGAAAACAAGCCAUCUUGGAAUAUCUGAAAGGAGAGACAGUGAUUCCAGGCAUGAGCGGAUCCACACCAAAAAAGGCAGCUACAUGAAGUCUCAAAGUCAAACCUGUGAUGAUGUGGAUGAUCUGUCAACCCUAGAGGUUCUAGAUGAAAACACAAUCACUGAACAGCUACAGAGACGUUACGCAAAGGAGCAGAUCUAUACCUACGUUGGAGACAUCCUCAUAGCGGUUAAUCCAUUCCACAAAACGGAGCUGUACAUGCCGGAGAAUUCUAAGGUUUAUAUUGGAGCCAAAAGAACGUCCAACCCUCCUCAUAUAUAUGCAGUUGCAGACAUCGCAUAUCAGUCCAUGGUGUCCUAUAAUGCUGAUCAGUGCAUUGUCAUUAGCGGAGAGAGCGGUGCUGGGAAAACAGAAAGUGCCCACUUAUUAGUCCAACAGCUGACCGUCCUUGGAAAGGCAAACAAUCGGACCCUCCAAGAGAAGAUUUUGCUGGUCAAUAGUCUGGUGGAGGCCUUUGGAAAUGCCUGUACUGUGAUCAAUGAUAACUCCAGUCGUUUUGGGAAGUAUCUGGAGAUGAAGUUCACCUGUGGAGGGACCGUGGUGGGAGCUCAGAUCUCAGAUUACCUGCUGGAGAAGUCUCGGGUCGUACACCAGGCCGUAGGGGAACGUAACUUCCACAUCUUCUAUUAUAUCUAUGCCGGUCUGGCUGAGAGGAAGAAACUCGGCCACUACAAGCUGUCAGACAGCAAAACUCCAAAGUAUCUCCACAAUGAGAAUGUGAAAUUAGUGCCUGACAUUGUGGGCAAUGCCUUCUAUAAGGAGCAGUUUGAGACAGUAGAGCAGUGCUUCAAAGUUAUCGGCUUCACCCUAGAGGAGCUCGGGAGUGUUUACAGUAUCUUAGCUGGGAUCCUAAAUGCAGGAGAUGUCGAGUUCACGUCAGUCGCUUCCGAACAUCAGAUGGACAAAAGCAACAUUUCCAACAUGGCAGUACUAGAGAGUGCUGCAUCGCUGUUGUGUAUCCAUGCGGAUGAGCUCCAGGAAGCGCUGACCUCUCACUGUGUGGUCACACGGGGCGAAACCAUCGUCAGAUCAAACACAGCGGAGAAGGCCACUGAGGUACGGGACGCUAUGGGCAAAGCCCUCUAUGGACGCCUGUUCAGCUGGAUCGUCAACCGCAUCAACUCUCUCCUGAAACCAGACAACGACAACCAGUCAGGGGAGGAAGACAAAGGUCUAAACAUCGGUAUUCUGGACAUCUUUGGCUUUGAAAACUUUAAGAGGAACUCUUUUGAGCAGCUCUGCAUCAACAUUGCCAAUGAGCAGAUCCAGUUCUACUUCAACCAGCACGUCUUCGCCUGGGAACAGGAUGAGUAUCUGAACGAAGACGUGGACUCUCGAGUGAUUGAAUAUGAAGACAACCGGCCGCUGCUGGACCUAUUCCUUCAGAAGCCCAUGGGCAUGUUAGCGCUACUGGACGAGGAGAGUCGCUUUCCUCAGGCUACUGACCAGACCCUCGUCGAGAAAUUUGAGGACAACUUAAAGUCCCAAAACUUCUGGAGACCAAAGAGGGUUGAUCUGGGCUUUGGAAUCCAUCACUACGCAGGCAAGGUGAUCUAUAAUGCCGGCGGUUUUCUGGCUAAGAACAGAGAUGCUCUGCCCGCUGAUAUUGUUCUUCUGCUGAGGUCCUCAGAGAAUGAACUGAUCCGUAAACUGGUUACUCACCCGCUCACUAAAACAGGUAACCUGGCUCACACUAAAGGCAAGGCUGCGGGAUCUGCUCGUAUGGGCACACAACAAUCACAAGGCACCAUUAACUUUGCCAAGCUGGAGGGUCUUAUGUUGUUCAGUAUUGUAUCAUUCGGUGAGUCUUCCUCUCGGAAAUUAACUCCCACCCAUGACAAAGCAAUGCUUGCCUUGCCUGUUGACACUGUACAAACGGCGGAGGGCACGGGAGACACCACACAUCACCCCAGAGAGACCACCAACAUGAAGACUCAAACUGUGGCCUCUUACUUCAGAUAUUCUCUAAUGGACCUGUUAUCAAAGAUGGUGGCAGGCCAGCCUCACUUUGUGCGUUGCAUAAAACCCAACAAUGAUCGCCAAGCCCAUAAGUUUGACAGGGAGAAGGUUCUAAUCCAAUUACGCUACACUGGUAUUCUAGAGACGGCCAAGAUACGCAGACAGGGCUACUCUCAUCGCAUUCUCUUCAACAACUUCAUUGAAAGAUACUCUAUAUUAGCAUUUAGAGCCAAUGAGGAGCCAGCAAUGAAUCCUGAGACAUGUGCUGUUAUUUUGGAGAAGGCCAAACUAGAGAACUGGGUUCUAGGAAAAACAAAGGUAUUUCUUAAGUACUAUCAUGCGGAGCAACUGAAUCUGAUGGUGAGGCAGACCACGGACAGGAUUGUUCUGGUCCAAGCAUAUGUACGGGGCUGGCUGGCAUUUAAACGAUACCGUUUGAUGCUGGAAAAGCGAGAACAAAGUGCCGUGGUGUUGCAGUCAGCAUACAGAGGACACAAAGUUAGGAAAAGAGUGGCUGAUGACAAAAGCAAAGCAAAGUCAGAAGCUUUUAUCACACAAUUCCAAGCAGUUUGCAGAGGAUAUCUGGCAAGGCAGAAAUACAAGGAGUUGCUAGAUGAGAAGAACAAAGCUGCUGCAAAGAUCCAGGCCCAUUACAGGGGGCACAAAGAGAGGAAAAGCUUCAAGAGGAAAAAGGAAGCCAUGCAGAAGGAAAAAGUUGAGAAGACAGAGGAAGUGACGGAGGUCCCAUCAGAAUCAGAAGAUCCAGUUACAGAGGAACCUCCACAGGAAGGAGGUGAAGUGGUAAUGGAUGAAGCUGAUGAAAAGGCUGCUGUGGUCCUCCAGAGCAACUACCGAGGUUACAGGGAAAGGAAGAAAUACAAGGAGCAUCGGGAACGUAACAAGACUUUAACAGGGGAUGAGCUGGCCGUUUCCUCAUCCACCCCUGAAGAAGUCACUCCUGGAGAAGAUGUGGAUGCUAUACAAGAGGAAGUACAGGAGAAUAUGGAGGAAGAAGGGAAGGAGGCUGAGGAAGAGGCUGCAAGUGGAGGAGAUGAGAACAAUGAACAGGAAUCCAAGGCAGCCACUGUUAUCCAGAGCAACUUCAGAGGUCAUAAAGAACGUAAAAGACUCCAAGAGGAGGGGAAGAUGCCAGUUAGAGGGAAGAAGGAGACAAAGAGUCCUCCAGUUGAAGAGGAGCUUCCUAUUCCAGAUCCACCACCUCCAGAAGAACUGAUGGAAUUCACUGAGGACAUGGAACAGGAAGAUGAGGCUCCAGCUGAACCAGCAGGAGAAGAUGAAGAGGCCAAAGCCGCUGUGGUUCUUCAGAGCAACUUCCGUGGCCAAUUAGAGCGUAAAAGGCUCCAGGAGGAAGGCAAAAUCCCCAAGAAAAAGCCAAAAGAAGAUAUGGCUAAUCCAGACGCUUCAGAACCAGACAUUUCUCUUGAGGAACUCCCACCACCUCCAUUAGAAUUCGAGCUAGACCAAGAGCUAGAUUCCAGUCAGUCUCCAGGGGCAGAUGAAGAACAUGCUGCAACUGUUUUACAGAGCAAUUUCAGAGGCCACCAGGAGAGAAAGCGAUUGAGAGCAGAGAGAGAAGGAGCCACUGGAAAAGAGCAAGAAAUUGUUGAAGAGAUGGAGGAACAGGAGAAUGGGGAGGCUCUGGACAUCACAGAUGUUCAGCUGGAACGGAAGGGGGUAGAAGAAGAGGAGGAUUCUCAGGCUGAGGAAGCCCAAUAUGAUGAGGAGCAGGCAGCCAUUAAAAUCCAGAGCAAUUUUAGAGGUUACAAAGACAGAAAGAACCUGAAAGCUACAUCACAAAAACAGGAUGAGGAAGUGGAGGCACUCUGCAAACAGGUAACCAAAGUCUCUGAAGAUUUCUUAUCACUGCAGAAGAAGUUAAAUGAAAUCAUACUUGCCCAUCAGCUCAACCCCAGCGAAAAUGGGAUGUUUGUGAAAGGACAACCUAUGAAUGGUUACAUGAGCUACUACCAGCCACCAGCCGACACAAUGCAGUCACGAACGUCUCGCCGCACACAGCAACCAAAGACCCUGAACACACCAGAGGACUCCACAUACUACACACUCAUUCAUAGGUCUGUCCAGGACGAUAAAAGGAGGCCAAGAAAACAAAGCCCCAAAAGGCUGGACAAUGAUGACCAGUACUACCAGGGUUUGUCCAGCACAAAGUCCACAAGCCUGCCCAGUGACAGACGCCGCUACAGCAAACGGAGGUCUUCCACUGAAAGAAGAAGCUCUUCUGAGAGACCACGGUCUGAUGUCCCCAAAUCUGACCUCCCUAAGGACCCAACGGAGAAAAGGCACUCGUUCUCUAGAAUGCCCUCUACAGAGAGUCAAAGUGAGGACAACCCUUAUGACUACAGAAAGAUACUGAGGAAGACCUCCCAGAGACGAAAGCUAAUAACACAGCCCUAACCAUCAAGCUUCAGAACUUCUGUAAAUACUGUCAGUGACUGAUGAAGUCAGCAGAAAAUAAAGAAAUUCGGGUUCACCUAAAAAUGACAUUUCUGGCAUCAU
Sinocyclocheilus rhinocerous is the source of this 7332-nucleotide messenger RNA. Its product is annotated as myosin-IIIa-like. Gene Ontology annotation, biological process: positive regulation of filopodium assembly; regulation of actin filament length; sensory perception of sound. Gene Ontology annotation, molecular function: protein serine/threonine kinase activity; microfilament motor activity; ATP binding. Lineage: Eukaryota; Metazoa; Chordata; Actinopteri; Cypriniformes; Cyprinidae. Bases 1 to 7230 code for a protein of 2409 amino acids. Gene Ontology annotation, cellular component: filopodium tip; myosin complex; photoreceptor inner segment. The transcript is spliced from 32 exons. The record is from RefSeq and is a predicted model, not a curated record.